Macroventuria anomochaeta is the source of this 438-nucleotide messenger RNA. RefSeq lists its product as uncharacterized. Bases 57 to 356 code for a protein of 99 amino acids. The transcript has a single exon. Lineage: Eukaryota; Fungi; Ascomycota; Dothideomycetes; Pleosporales; Didymellaceae. The record is from RefSeq and is a predicted model, not a curated record.
CACAUCUUCGACUUCCCUGUUUCAUCAGACUAGAAACAACGUCCACACCACCAGCCAUGUGCCAUCAGCAACCCUCAAGCUACAACACCGCCGGUCCGUUCAUUAGCUACGCACAGCCUGCCGACACCUGGUACUGCAGUGAGUGUAACGCUCUAAACAUGAACUGGUACGAUGUCUGUCCCGUCUGCAACCAAGGAACCAGGCAGUCUGCUACCUAUCGGUCAAACGCUUCAAGCUACACUUCUCAUGGUAGUGCAGGCUCGCCAGCCCCGGGUUCAUGGGCUUGUGACAAUUGCGGUGCUUCAAACUCGGAUAACACGCCUGACUUCUGUCCCAUAUGUGGCGCCAGCCGUUGAAAGCAGAUUUUCGGUGUGCUGCGUUGGACAGCUUUCCUCUAUUCAGUUCGUGCUUUCAGUUCCGUCUUGUUUUUGCCGUACG